AUGUCGCCCGCCGCCACCGCAGAGACCAUCCCCGCGCAAGACGCCGCCCCCACGGCCGUCCAUGCUCAGCCCACCUUUGACCCCGCGCGCCCGCUCGCCGGCAAGGUCGCCCUCAUCACGGGCGCGGGCCGGGGCAUCGGCGCCGGGAUCGCGAUCGAGCUGGGCCGUCGCGGCGCCUCGAUAGUAGUCAACUACGGCAGCAGCAGCAAGGCUGCUGAGGCCGUCGUGGCGGAGCUCGCCGCGCUGGGCAGCAAGUCGAUCGCGCUGCAGGCCGACAUCAGCGACCCGGCUUCCGUGGUGUCGCUGUUCAACAAGGCCAUGGAGCACUACGGCCGGCUGGACAUUGUCGUGUCCAACGCCGGCAUGGAGGUGUGGUGCCCCGAGGUCGACGUGACUCCCGAGCUGUUCGACAAGGUCUUCAACCUCAACUGCCGCGGCCAGUUCUUCGUCGCUCAGCAGGGUCUCAAGCACGUCUCCCCCGGCGGCCGCCUCAUCCUGACCAGCUCCGUCGCGGCCAACCUUGGCGGCAUCCCCAACCACGCCCUCUACGCCGGCAGCAAGGCCGCCGUCGAAGGGUUCACCCGCGCCUUCGCCGUCGACUGUGGCCACAAGAACGUCACCGUCAACGCCAUCGCCCCCGGCGGCGUCAAGACCGACAUGUACGACGAGAACAGCUGGCACUACGCCCCUGGCGGCUUCAAGGGCAUGUCCCAGGACCUCAUCGACGCCGGCAUUGCCAAGGUCUGCCCGCUCGGCCGCGUCGGCCAGCCUGCAGACAUCGGCAAGGCCGUGUAUACGCUGUGCAGCCCCGAGGGGGAGUGGAUCAACGGUCAGGUCAUCAAGCUCAGCGGUGGUUCUGCCGUCUCCCUCCCGCUGGGUAAGACACCUCAAUUCCACCGCGUCAUGCCAGCGGACGGCGAGGAACCAGACCUCCCCCCGGUCCCUCGGAGACGAACCCAGUUCCAUCCACAGCCGUACCAAAAUAUUGUCCACGGGUCCCGACCCCCCAGAUUCAACGGCCAGAAGUAUGACGCAGUCCGCCCUCGGACAAGCAAAACUAGGAAGAUGAAAGCAACCAUCCCUUGA
Phialemonium atrogriseum is the source of this 1086-nucleotide messenger RNA. RefSeq names its product putative PKS/NRPS-like protein biosynthetic cluster. The record is from RefSeq and is a predicted model, not a curated record. The transcript has 3 exons. Gene Ontology annotation, molecular function: oxidoreductase activity. Lineage: Eukaryota; Fungi; Ascomycota; Sordariomycetes; Cephalothecales; Cephalothecaceae. Bases 1 to 1086 code for a protein of 361 amino acids.